Molecule: messenger RNA, 1407 nt
Organism: Oppiella nova
Lineage: Eukaryota; Metazoa; Arthropoda; Arachnida; Sarcoptiformes; Oppiidae
Source: the annotation of a GenBank genome assembly
AUGCACCAGUCGUCGGACAGCCGCUCAAUGCCACCGCCAGUGCCUCAGUCGACCAAUUGGUCGCCACCUUCGGGUUAUGGAGACAAUCGGGUGAUCAAUAUCGCCGACUGUUACCCGCAAUCGCGAGAAUCACGCAAUGCUAACCAAAUGAUGGCACCCAUGCAGCCACCCAUCACUCAAUCACAGGCUAUGGCGCCACCGAUGCGACCGCACCACCACUCCAUACCGCACACUCAUCCCUCAUACGCUCAACCAAUGGCCCACCCGAUCACCACAACCGCCAACUGCGAGCUCCAGACCACGUCCAACAUCUUAAGCGACAUUAUGUUGAGCUCAGCGCAAGACGCCGGCGCUAUCGUUAACAUUAACCUCAAUCACAGAGACGCGGAUAAACUCGAUAGCAUACCGGUGCACACGCAGGGCUAUCCCAUGUCCACGACAUCGUCCACCAUCACAAUGAACUCGAGCCUAAUGUCGAUGCAGUCGUCGUCGCUGAGGCCUAUGGGGCCCCACCAGCACCCGAUCCCCGUGACUGAGUCGCAAGUGGCCGACGCCUCCAGUUGGCCGAUACUGACCCAAACGAAUCACCCGAUUUACGCGACCCACAGGACCCCACAGCCGCCUCCCAGGCCCACCCGUUUGCCAUCCAUGUCGUCGAUCAUGCCGUGCGGCGCAAACAGUCAAUUCAUGCGCGCCGCCGGCCGCCCUCCCACCACACCCACUACCAUACCAUCGAUACAGACGCUGAUGCGGACGCCGUCUAUGACCCAAAUGUCUCCAAUGUCUUCGCAUUCUAUUCCUCAGCAGAUGUCCGCAACACAGACACAGAUAACUCAGAGCCGUUCCCAUCAAUACAUUCCCCAAAUGAACUUAUAUCCGGAUCAGAUUCACCGCAACUCGCAAAUGAUACCAAACCGUAUGCCGCCGUCGACUCAGAACUACAUGCGAUCGCAAAUGCAGUCCAUGAGGCCCGACGCCAACACGUAUACCUCACUGACGAGCCCCGACAUGCGACAGCGACUGGUCAUACCGGCGAAUAUGUCGCCCAUGGGUGCCAAUACGGGGCCCAUACAGUACCAGCACACACCAUACCCGUCGCAGAGGCGCUCAAUGCCGCCCUCCAGUUCCCAGUUAUCUCACCAGUCGAUGCCUCAAAUGUCGGGUCGUUUCCAACAACGCAUUAACAGUCCCUACGAUAGACCUCACAUGCAAUACACUACCGGCGCCGCGUCGCCCAUGAGAUCCGAGUUUGGCCAACCAUUGCAGCAGCAGAUGUCGCACCAGAAUAUGAUACGAGGAACACCCCGACACCCGCGCAUGCAAUACCCAUACCCAUCAGACGGCCCCACGCCCGUCACGUACGGACAGCCAUUAGCAGCGCCGGUGCCCAUCACCACAGCCCCCACC